GCCAUCUUGCGAUAGGCGGUUACCGUGUAAUCGAAGUGGAUAUUCGCUCGCGUUUCGGGUGAAAGGUAAUCGAAGCCGGUUCUCAGUGCCCGAUGGAUAUAAUUGUGAGUUUCGUUGAAACGGUGAUGCCGUACUAAAAGUAAACAGUGUGUCAAGUGCGGUGAUAAACUGUGUUAAUAAUAAUUUAACCUAAACGCCGGCCGAUCCGUUCGCCGUGCCUCCCCCUUACGUCUCCGUCUAUUUCGUUAGUGUAUUUAAUCAUAUUAAAUAAACACGUGCACACCGUGGCGACAGGCUUCGGAAAAUCUAGUUUGUCUAAUAGGAUCAUUUGCGCUCCUCGUCGGCCCCCACAACUCCGCCGGAUAUAAACGGCGAGUAUCGCGGGCGCGGCGCGAGUCGAGGAGGAGGGCUGGUCCGUUGCAGCAGACGAUCUGCGUCGUCUGUACGUACGUACAUACAUACGUUACCUGAGGCGGCCCACCACACCCAGCGAGCUAGCGAGCGAGUUUCCGAACGAGCCAACGAGGGUCGAGCCGUGCGGAGUGGCGCGGAGUGCGGAGGUGGAGGCGAAGGAGAAAGAGGGAAAGAGAAAGAGUGACAGAGCGGCUCGAAUUCGAGCCGGAGGAGCGACGUGCAACUUAAAACUCGGUACGCGGGGGGGCCUGAGGGACGAUUUAACCCAGAGGGAAUACCGAGCGCACGGUGCCUAACUGCCUAGCCUCUCCUUUGCCCGAUCGAAACGGAACGAGAGCCGUGUUGUCGUCGAGCUGCGAUCCCUCGGAUUCGGUGCUGGUCAACGAUAUAAAGUGAGUGUCGGUGCGUGGGUGAUCAGUGCGUGCAUGCGUGCGUGCGUGCGUGCGUGUCGCGGAUCGACGACGUCGCUGUGCCGCCGCUGUUCGUUGGUGCGAGUGGCGUGUGGCCCUCGAGUCGAGUAUAAAAAGCUCAACUCGCGGGUGAGGGGAGGAGAGCAGGAGUGGACCGAGUGCGGUUUUGAUGCAACCUCGUCGUCGGCAUUUCGCUGCAGCAGGAUAAGAAGAAGGUAAAGAGGAAGAGGAAGAAGAAGAAGAAGAAGAAGAAGAAGAAGAAGAAGAAGAAGAAGACGAAAAAGGAGGAGGUCGCCGCCGCCGCCGCCGCCGCCGCCGCCGCCGCCGCUACUGCCGGUGCCGCCGGUCGUCCAUUCACCGUUUCAGUCGUCGCGCCACGACCGCGGCUCGAGCACCGAGGACAAAAUAACGGGGCUAAAAUAAGGGGAGAAAACGGCUGCUGCCGCACCGGAGGAGGAGGAGCAGGAGGACCACCACCGCGGUCACGGUGGCUCGGGUUCCCCGCUGCAGCACCACCGCCGCCGCUACGAGUACGACCACCACCUCCGUCGCCGCCGACGCCGACGGCAAAAGAUAAUAUCGGCUGAGCCGAGCUGAGCCGAGUUGAGCUGAGCUCUGAGCCGAGCCUACAGCCUACACUCCACUCGGACCGACCCCCACACGACGCAACCACCACCUCCCUCCCUCCCUCCCUCUCUCUCUCUCUCUCUCUCUCUCUCUCUCCCUCCUCCCUCCGAGGAUUUUGCCCUGAAACAUGGCGUGCUGCCUGUCAGAAGAGGCCAAGGAACAGAAGCGGAUCAACCAAGAGAUCGAGAGGCAACUUCGGAGGGACAAGCGAGAUGCGAGGCGAGAGCUCAAGCUGUUGCUCUUGGGCACUGGUGAGUCGGGUAAAUCUACAUUCAUCAAACAGAUGAGAAUCAUUCACGGUUCUGGAUACUCGGACGAAGACAAACGAGGGUUUAUUAAGCUGGUUUACCAAAAUAUAUUCAUGGCUAUGCAGUCAAUGAUCCGAGCCAUGGAUCUGCUCAAGAUCCAAUACGCAGAAUCUUCAAAUAUAGAGAAAGCAGAGCUUAUACGAAGCGUAGAUUUUGAAACAGUAACGACAUUUGAAAGCCCAUAUGUAGAAGCGAUAAAAGACUUGUGGGCAGAGGCUGGGAUUCAGGAAUGUUACGACCGUCGACGAGAAUACCAGCUUACAGACUCUGCGAAAUACUACCUCAUGGAGAUAGACCGGGUCGCAGCGCCUAACUACCUACCAACGGAGCAGGACAUUUUGCGCGUCAGAGUACCCACAACUGGUAUUAUUGAGUAUCCGUUUGACUUGGAAGAGAUCCGGUUUAGUUAUCUUAGCGAUCUCGAACGUAUAGAAAAGCCUGACUACCUACCAACGGAGCAGGAUAUUCUCAGGGCUCGAGCUCCGACUACUGGAAUAAUUGAGUAUCCCUUCGAUUUGGACUCCAUCAUAUUUAGGAUGGUAGACGUCGGGGGACAGAGAUCUGAAAGAAGAAAAUGGAUUCAUUGUUUCGAAAACGUCACUUCCAUUAUAUUUUUAGUAGCUCUAAGUGAAUAUGAUCAAAUUUUAUUUGAAUCUGAAAACGAGAAUCGCAUGGAGGAGAGCAAGGCGUUGUUCAAAACGAUCAUAACAUAUCCGUGGUUUCAACACUCCUCUGUUAUUCUGUUCCUAAACAAAAAAGAUCUUCUUGAGGAGAAGAUUUUGUACUCUCAUCUCGUCGACUACUUUCCAGAAUACGAAGGCCCACAAAAAGAGGCUACAUCAGCUAGAGAAUUCAUUCUCAGGAUGUUUGUUGACCUUAAUCCUGAUGCGGAGAAGAUUAUUUAUUCCCAUUUCACAUGCGCAACAGACACGGAAAACAUCAGAUUUGUGUUUGCGGCGGUGAAGGACACGAUUCUUCAGUCCAACUUGAAGGAAUACAAUCUGGUGUAAGUGAAAUACCUCCGAUGAACAGGCUGGAAAAAAGCUGCUUUUGUCGACCCCGUAUGAGAUCAUGGACACAAAUAUGGACUUUGUUGAGCGAGUGACAACAAACAAGAUGGAAGAAAACAAAGUAUCUACAAGAGAUAAAAAAAAAAUUUCAUACGAAAACGAAAAACUCGUUUGUGGUGUCAUCGGCACAUCGCUGCUUCGUUAGAAGUGUACCAACCUUAGGUAGAAAAUAAUGCAUGGGGGGGAAUCCAGCGACAAAUAAACAAACAAACAAACAAAACAAGGACCUAAAUCUGAGAACGUUGUAUACGUUCUUUCCUAACUUUUUCACUGUCAAAACCCAACAAACUGAUUUUAAUUUCAUACUCUUCGCUGAAUUUGUUACCUUUUUAUAGCUUAGUUUAGUUGAUCAAGCCCGGCUGACUGUGACAUCGCCUCAUUUUUAUAUUAAUAUAUAAAACUAUAGGAAAAACAAUAAGGAAAAGGAAAAGGAGAGAAAGGAUGGAUAAAAGAAGGAAUGAAAAAAGGAAAAAAUAUGGAAAACUUGGAAAAAAAAUAUUAAAAAUAUAUAUAUAUAUAAAAGUAAAUAUAAUUAAACACGGAUAUACCGCAAAUGACAAGCAUAUGGUGGCGGUACUGCAGUUGUCUGUGCUAGUUUGUCGGAAUUUUGUCCCGUAACUUUUAUAACAAUUUGCCAAGCAUCCAAUGAAAUGCUCAGCAAUGCAAAUAUGUUUGCAGUAAAACGGGACAAGUUUUUACUAUCACGAAUAUAGUCGGUGAUCCAAGUGAGAGCAAUUCUAGUGCCAUUUAUUAGUGUGGUGUUUUUAUUGCAAGACCUUUGUUAGAUGCAAAAAACCAAAGUGUUUUUUUUUUGUUUUUUUUUUGUUUUGUUUUUGUUUUCGUGUCUAUUCUUUUGUUUGUUUAUAUAUUCUAAUCUACGCAAGAAAUGGGUAAGAGGUAGUUCUUCAUGUGAAUCAAAUUUAAUAAUCGUCAUACAAAUAUUAUAACAUAUAUGUGAGUGGAUGUAUGUAUACAGUCAUGUAUACCUAUAUCCAUGUACAUGUAUAUUAUACGCAAAGAAAAUAAAAUAUAGAAUAGCAAAAGAUACCAAAAAGAAAGAGAAGUAAGAAGAAACUUUUCCCUUUACAUUGAGAGAAGAGAGAGAAAGAAAGAAAAAUUAAAUUACCAUAUAUAACAUUAAAAGUCAAGAAAAUACUAAGAAACUGCAUCUGUUUUGAUGUGAGUUUAGAUAAUUCGGAGGUGAAGGCGGAUAGGAUAAGGGGAUAAGGAUUACGGGGAAUUUUCAUCCUGUCGCAUAAUUCCUGCCGCUCUCUCCUCCGUUGCUGGAGCUCGGAUAAAGUAGGGGCCUGCCCUAAGAGGCGCACAAAUUCUACAUACCUACAUUAUAAUAAUGAAUAUAAUAAUAUGAAUAAUAAUAAUAAUAAUAUUAAUAUUAAUGAUAAUGAUAAUAUUAAUACGCUCCGAGAGACAUGGAACGAACGUUAUAAAAAUUACUAAUAAAACUCGGGUUGUACCAUUUGAAGCGAAAAUGAAAAACGGAGUUUAAAAAGGUGAGAAUAACAAACAAAAUGUCUCGUGAAAAAAAAAAAAAAAAAAAACUGACAAAAACAAACACAAACAAAACAAAAACAAA
Molecule: messenger RNA, 4423 nt
Organism: Diprion similis
Lineage: Eukaryota; Metazoa; Arthropoda; Insecta; Hymenoptera; Diprionidae
Gene: Galphaq
Product: guanine nucleotide-binding protein G(q) subunit alpha
Exons: 9
Coding region: 1579-2769 (396 amino acids)
Biological process (GO): adenylate cyclase-modulating G protein-coupled receptor signaling pathway; phospholipase C-activating dopamine receptor signaling pathway
Cellular component (GO): heterotrimeric G-protein complex
Molecular function (GO): GTPase activity; G-protein beta/gamma-subunit complex binding; G protein-coupled receptor binding
Source: RefSeq, a predicted model, not a curated record